AUGUUCUUCUCAAAGUUGGUUAUGGCGGCUCUGGCUGCUACGGUUCUCGCCGAGAAGACGCCUGUAACUCCUUUGUUGCUUGCAAAUUUUGAACGAUAUGCUGCCUUCGCGUCUGCAGCUUAUAGUUCCGAUUGCGCCAAUCCACCGUUCAACAGUACUGUAGUACGGUAUAUCAACGAUGUACCUACGGACACCCAAGCCACUCUCUUCCGAGAUGAUAUCGCACAGCAGUUCAUCAUCUCAUUCCGGGGGACUUCAGACAUUCAAGAUUUCGUGACUGACCUGGACCAAGUCCUUGUUCCCUGUGUUGCGCAAGGGAUCCAGUGCCCAACUUGCUUGUGCUGGCAAGGCUAUCUAAUUCAAUAUAACGCUGUCGCCAAUACUGUCAAAAGCGCCAUUGAUGCGGGAUUGCUACAAUAUCCCGGCUAUAGCCUUGUGGUUACUGGGCAUAGUAUGGGUGGCGCGCUAGCCUCCCUAGCUGCCGCUUCACUCGACGGGCAAGGACUACCUCUUAUCGCUUAUACCUAUGGUCAACCGCGUACGGGAAACCAAGCAUAUGCCAACUUGAUCGAUUCGGCCUUUAACGGCACCAUGUAUCGACUCACCCACACAAACGACGGCGUACCCCAAAUCCCAGCGCAAAGUGAUGGAUAUCGACACCACAGCAGAGAGUACUGGCAGAGCGACGAUCCACCCACUAUCGAGAAUACUUUCCAAUGCCAAGGGCAGGAGCCAUCCGACUGUAACCAGAGCGGGCCGGGUUAUGGCAUAGGCAACGGGGGGAUUGGAAUCAAUGCUGCUCAUUUGAGCUAUUUCGGACUGUUACAGAAGGGAUCAUAUAGCGUUAUAGUAUUCCCUCAGAACCACACAACAUACCUGUCUCUGUACAAGGCACUGGAUGAUAGCUCGACAAAGGAAAACCGUGUCUCAGACGGCCAGACUGAUUGUCAAAGAGUGGGACCAACGUAUGAUGAAGUGCAUGCCCACGAGACCGUGAGCAAUGUAGAAGAUGCUCGUCACCUGCAUCUACACGUUUUGCAACAGGAGGGCUUCCAGAUUGUGGAGGGGCAUGGCGGCCUGGGGUUCUUAGAGGUCGACGAACACAGUCUAGUCUUCACAGUCUCAUGCAACGUGCCCGUCAAGCAAAUCGUGUUCGAUCUGGCGAGGCCUGCCGCCAUGAUAUGUGGUCCGACAAACCCUGCCGAGGUCAAUAACGGAAAGUGGACAAAGGUCAUCACGGAUUCCGGUCCUCCGAUGUGGAUAGCGAGAAAGUCAGACACUGGAGAGGGCCUGCACUAA
Messenger RNA from Neoarthrinium moseri, 1299 nucleotides. RefSeq lists its product as uncharacterized. The transcript is spliced from 5 exons. Gene Ontology annotation, biological process: lipid metabolic process. NCBI's taxonomy places the organism in Eukaryota, Fungi, Ascomycota, Sordariomycetes, Amphisphaeriales, Apiosporaceae. The record is from RefSeq and is a predicted model, not a curated record. The coding region runs from base 1 to 1299 and encodes 432 amino acids.